Molecule: messenger RNA, 2023 nt
Organism: Leptopilina heterotoma
Lineage: Eukaryota; Metazoa; Arthropoda; Insecta; Hymenoptera; Figitidae
Gene: cin
Product: gephyrin
Exons: 11
Coding region: 114-1994 (626 amino acids)
Biological process (GO): Mo-molybdopterin cofactor biosynthetic process; postsynaptic neurotransmitter receptor diffusion trapping; glycine receptor clustering
Cellular component (GO): cytosol; postsynaptic membrane; dendrite
Molecular function (GO): molybdopterin molybdotransferase activity
Source: RefSeq, a predicted model, not a curated record
UACGAAUUUCUGCUUUCAGUUUUACGCGUUCAUAUUUGUCUAUUGUGGAAUUAGCCUUAAUAGAACACAAGAUCACGUAUAAAAUCUAAAAAACCUGUAUUAAAACAUAUAAAAUGGGUUUAAUAAAAUUUGCAAUUUUAACUGUAAGUGAUACUUGCUAUGCCGAUCAGACAAAAGAUGAAAGCGGACCAACUUUAGUUCGACUGGUAACUAAUGCAGAAACAAAAACUGGCCAAAUACUUAAAGGUCAUGUUUCCUAUAAAGCAAUUGUUCCUGAUGAUAGAGAGAAAAUAGAAGAUGUAUUAAAAACAUGGGCAUCACUCCCGAACGUACAUGUAAUUUUAACAACUGGAGGUACAGGUUUUUCAGAUCGCGACGUAACUCCAGAGGCAACGAAAAAUGUUAUUGAAAAAGAAACUCCAGGGAUUUCACUGGCAAUGUUAAAUGCCAGUUUGAAAGUCACGCACAUGGCUAUGCUUUCAAGACUUACUAGUGGAAUUCGAAACAAAACACUUAUUAUCAAUAUGCCUGGAUCACCGAAAGCUGUUGUCGAAUGUUUGGAAGCAAUUGCGAUAUCAAUACCUCAUGCAGUAGAUUUAAUUUUAAACAUUAGUUCCGAAGUCUCUCAAGUACACAAAAUGAUUCAAAGUACACAACAUACUUGUUCUCAUAAAAAAGAGAUUCUAAAUUCACAAACAGAAGAGGGAGAAAGAAGAUUAAGACAAUCGCCUUAUCCGAUGGUACCUGUUGAAAGUGCAUUUAAAUUAAUCGAAGAAAAUACAAUCAUUGGUGAAGUUGAAAUAAUCAAUGCUUGUAAUGCAUUUGGUAGAAUAUUACGCGAAAAUGUUUAUUCUGCCGUCAAUUUACCGCCAUUCAGGGCUUCAGUCAAAGACGGUUAUGCGGUAUUGGACACUGAUGGUAAAGGACGGCGUGAGAUUAUAGGAAGAUUAGACGCUGGCUCUACUCCAAACCUUUUGCAUUUGAAAUCUGGAACUUGUGUAUGGGUUAAUACUGGAGCAUCUGUACCAAAUAAUGCGACAGCUGUAGUGCAAGUAGAGGAUACGAUAGUAAAGAAAUACAAUUCUGAUGGUAAAGAAAUGGAAAUUGAAAUUCUCGUUGAACCAAAAAGUGGACAAGAUAUCAGGCCCGUCGGUAGUGAUUUAAAGGAAGGAGCCUUAGUUUUAAAUGCAAAUACAAAAAUUUGCGAAGUUGAAAUGGGAUUGUUAAUUUCUUGCGGUUGUUUGCAAGUGAAGGUGUCAAAACUCCCAUUAGUAGGAGUACUAUCUACUGGAAGUGAAUUGCAAGCUGCAGGAGAAUCGCUAAAACCAGGUCAUAUUUAUGAUAGUAAUAAAAUUACUCUGAUGUCUAUGUUGAAGAAUUUUACAUGUGUUCCAAUUGAUUUCGGAAUUGUUAUCGAUGAUGAACUAGAAACAAUACGUGCUCUUGAAAAAGCAUUAAAUGAAGUUGACGUUUUGGUGACCAGUGGUUCAGUCUCAAUGGGAGAUAAAGACUUCUUAAAACCAAUUCUUGAAAAAAAGUUUCAUGCACUUGUGCAUUUUGGACGUCUAAAUAUGAAGCCUGGAAAACCAAUGACUUUUGCAACGUGUAAUUUUCAGGGAAAGAAAAAGUAUAUUUUAUGUUUACCUGGUAAUCCUGUCUCUGCAGUUGUUACUGCUUAUCUAUUUUUACAACCGAUAAUUAAUCGAUUAAAUGGAAUUAAAUCGAAGCCUAUAAUUAUCAAGUCAAAAAUAACAUUCUCUCAUGAAUUAGAUGUUAGACCAGAAUUUAUGAGAGCUAUUUUACAGUGGGAUGAUUCUGAUCCUCAUCCACAAGCUUAUACUACUGGGAAUCAAACUAGCAGUAGAUUAUUGAAUUGCAGAAAUGCAAAUGCUCUGCUAUUGCUUCCUAGUAGAACUGAGGAAAUAAUGCAGAUAAAAAAGGGAGAUUUAGUAAACGCAAUGUUAUUACACAUUGAUCAAUGCAUUUUUGAAUAAUAAUUAAAAAACAAAUAUUGAUUUCUUAA